Molecule: messenger RNA, 1431 nt
Organism: Strongyloides ratti
Lineage: Eukaryota; Metazoa; Nematoda; Chromadorea; Rhabditida; Strongyloididae
Product: General substrate transporter family and Major facilitator superfamily domain, general substrate transporter and Major facilitator superfamily domain-containing protein
Exons: 3
Coding region: 1-1431 (476 amino acids)
Biological process (GO): monosaccharide transmembrane transport
Cellular component (GO): membrane
Molecular function (GO): hexose transmembrane transporter activity
Source: RefSeq, a predicted model, not a curated record
AUGAAUUGGCUCAAUUUUAUUAAAUUAUUUUUAAUUUGUUCUAUACUAACUAUUAUAACUAAUUUUCCAAGUGGUUUUACAAAUAGUUCUAUUAAUACUGCAGUUUUUGAAUUUGAAAGAUUUUUAAAUGAUUCUUAUGAUGACAGAGGAAUUCAUUUGAAUAAGCAAACAUUUACACUAUUAAAAAGUUCUACACUAAAUAUAUGGUUUGUUGCACAAAUUAUUGGUGCUAUUAUAUCACCAUUUAUGCCUGAUAGGUAUGGUAGAAAAAAUGCUUAUUUAUUUGCAACUGGAGUAAUGACAAUGGCAUCAGGUUUACAAUUAACAGCAUCAUUUAUUGGAUCACCUGAAUUAUUAAUUUUUGGAAGAGCAUUAAUGGCAUUAUGUUCACCACUUAGUGAUGCUGUAUUAGUAUUAUAUUUACAGGAAGUAUCACCACCAUCAAUGCGUGGUAUGGUUUGUUUUUUAGCUGAAAUAGGGUAUUCUUUGAUGUGUGUACUUGGAAUGAUAUUAGGAAUGAAGUCAGUUUAUGGUGGUUCAUUAGAAAAAUUACUUGCUGUUCCAAUUGUACCAGGAUUAUGUUCCUUAGUAUUCCUUUUCUUUAUUCCAGAAACACCAAAAUAUUUGAUGUUGGUUAAAAAAGAUCGUAAAUCUGCUAUUAAGUCAUUAGAAUAUUUCCAAGGCACUAAUGGUAAACAUGAAAGAACUGUUGAUGUUUAUACAGAAGAAUUAAAUGAUGAUAGUACAGAAGGUGAAUCAUCUCUAACAGAAGUUUUUUCUACACCACAAUUAAGAAAAGCAGUAUUUUUGGGUGUAUGUGUAAUGAUUUUAACAGUUCCAUUUUAUCCAAUUCUUCAAUCAUCAACAUAUAUGUUAGUUAGUAGUAAAAUUCCAAAAAAUAUUUCUGAAGCAUCAUCUACAAUUGGUUUUGGAAUCUUUGUAGUUGCUUGUAUAUUAGGAACUUUUUUUAUUGAUAAAUUUCCAAGAAGAACAUUAAUUUUAUCUUCUGGUAUUGUAGCAACAACAUGUAUUAUAAGUUUUGUUGGAUUCUGGUCAUAUGCUUCAUUAAAAGCUCAAUUAUGGGCACAAAUUGGUGUUUUGGUGUCAUUAUUAAUGUUUUUAGUAUCAUUUGGAAUGGUAAUUGGUCCAGCUUCUUGGUUUAUUGGACCUGAAUUAGUCGCACAACGCCAUCGCGCAACAGUAUUUUGUACUUGUUUUGGAAUUAACAAUGUAUUUAUAUUUCUUACUAAUUUUACUUUACUACCAAUUUACAAUAUAAUUGGUGCAUACAGUUUUUUACCUUUAUUUGUUAUACCAUCAACAAUUUCAUUAAUUUUUAUAUAUUAUUAUUUACCAGAAACUUUAGGUAGAGAGACACAUGAUAUCGUUGUAGAAAUGACAUCAAAAAAAAAUGUAAUUUAUCCAUUAUGA